Molecule: messenger RNA, 3881 nt
Organism: Cherax quadricarinatus
Lineage: Eukaryota; Metazoa; Arthropoda; Malacostraca; Decapoda; Parastacidae
Source: RefSeq, a predicted model, not a curated record
GAGGGAAAAUUUAAUUUGUGCUGGUGGUAAGGAGGAAUCAGUAUCUCAGAUGUUUUGAAAGCUGAAGACGGGAGGAUGUUGACUCUUGCUCUCUCAUAACAUUACCUACCUGAGUCCUCAAGAGUCCUCUCCUGUGGUCCCCUCAGCUCCAAGGAUGGUAUUAGAAUCUGCACUUGGAUGGUACCAGGGACGAAUAGGUCUCUAUGAUAAACAGUCAUGGGAAACAACGGUAGAACAAAGAAUACUCCAAGGUCUCUCCUAUACUCCACGCAAAACGGCAAAGCCCAAGACGGAAUUUAUUGAUGUAGACUUAGUGCGAGGUUCAACAUUUCCCAAGGCAAAGCCACAUUCAGGAUUGUGGCUAGCUGGCCUGUAUGGUGUUGCUCGUAUUAUUUUUAUCCCGUUUUAUUUUCACUGGUGGAUUCAUGAAACUUCCUGUGCUGGAUUCUUUGCAAUUCUUUCUAUGUACUGCUCUAUUUUCUUUUGUGGUGCAAUUCUGGUAACAUAUAGACACCAUGAAGGGGUUAUCAAGGAAGUUCCAGUGUUCGAGGUGUUGGUUCCUGCAGCUGUGCUGGUAAUGUUGAGUGUGAUCCACUCCCAGAUAGUGUGUACACGACAUACUGGAAUAUCUUCGCCAACUCACACCAACAGAUCUUUGGAAGUUCGUUCCUGCAGGAGAAUGAGACCCUUGCGACGAAGUUCCUCACUUUCUGGGAGAGGAAAAUGUGUAUUUUGUAGCUGCUGUAAGCGGGAUACGUCAAGACUCCAUACUCAUUUUACCAAGAAACACACAAAUUCAGUGAAAAAUAAAUCGCCAUUUAAAACUUACAGAAUCCGAUCAAACCUUUCUUCUUCAGAAGCCUUAGACUGGAACAUCCAGGGAUCUCCUGCAGCAAUCAUAACCUCAACAUCUAAUAUGUCUGUUAAAGGUGACCCUACAAAAGUCUUUAAUAAUCACUUGAAGGCAUUUGAAUGUCUGGGGAAGACACCUCAUGGGGCCACUCCUUCAAGGAUGGGGAGUUCCCACAGGGAGUACACCACCACAGAUAUAGUUAGCUGCAAGAUUUGGGAAGGAGUAGAAGCAAAAAAAGUCGAUCUUUCGGUACUGGAUAUCUCGUCUGCAGUCAUCUCCAAAGUGGACAGUUUACAACACACAACUCAUUAUCUGCAGUUUGGUCUGACUAUGGCUACGGUGAUUGCUCUAGUACCCAGCAUCUACCGUAUAGACUACUCUGCAUUAGGGACAGUGCUAGAUACUGUAGUUACUAAUGGAUCUCUAGCAUGGAUUCAAGCUCUUCAAGAGACUACAGGGAAAAUUUUCAUGGGACUGCUGGUCGUUGAUGGAUGGAAAUAUGAUCUACCACACUUCAGGCUGAACAAAGUGCACAAUAUUAAGACAUGGCUCUCAGUUAGAUCAUGUUUAAAGAAACGGGGACCCCAGCGAUCAGUUGACGUUAUUGUGUCUGCAACAUUCAUUAUUACUCUCUUGCUUGUGUCAUAUCUCUGCUUUGAAUUGUUGAAGGAAGAUGAAAAGACUCAUCAUUCAUUAUACACCUAUGAAUUAUUCUUUUGGUGUUUUGCAAUUGGUAUCUACCUAAUUCGAUUCAUGACGUUGGGUGCCAUGAUCAACAAGAAAUACUCUAGUCUCUCUGUUCUUAUCACAGAGCAGAUCAAUAUGUAUCUACACAUGGAGCAGAAACCACAGAAGAAAGAUGAACUUACACUUGCCAACAAUGUUCUUAAACUUGUUUCUGUGCUUCUGAAGGAAUUGGAGAGUCCCUUCAAGAUUUCUGGGCUGUCGGCCAAUCCUCUCCUCUACAAUAUAACACGUCUUGUUGUCCUCUCAGCAUUCGGUGUUCUUUCGGAUCUACUUGGCUUUAAGCUUAAGUUGCAUAAAAUCAAGUUCAAAGAGUGAAGUUUAUCGAAUGUUUAGAUGUAAGUAUAGAUCUAUACUUUACUUUAGCCUCGGUCUCUUACAAGGACUGGAAUGAAUAUAAUUAUUUUUGGACUUUUAGAUGGAGUUGAAUGAAUAUAAUUAGGUUUUCAGAAAAAACUAUGGCAGUUACAAAUUUCACUAUGUUUUUUUCUGCAAAUCAUAAAUCAUGGGCAUUUGUGAUUCAACUGCAUUAUUAAAUAUAAAUCAUCUUUGUAAAUGCAGUUUAUACACUUGGUGUGAACUAUAAUGGAUUUAAAUUACUCUAGAUGAAAUAAAGAGAACUGUUUUUACAAUUUUCAACUGAAUAAUACUCAGUCCAUAAGCUACAUACAUAUUUUAUUUUGUGAUGAUCAUAGCUUAAGAUCAGUGCAUGGUACGUGUUGUGUUAUCUUACUUUCAAUGUUAACUUUAUUGCUACAAAAUAUGUUAAAUGUAAUGUUCAUGUUUGCACUGGGUUUUCAGGAGUUCAAUAAUAAGUUAAUGAAUAGUUCCUACUGAAACUAUUAAAGUAAAUGAUGAAUUCAAAAUAAUUGAUUUAAUUACUCAGUAAACUUAUUUAUGUACAGUAGGACCUCAUUUAUCUGCACACCUAUCAACUAAAAAUAAUGAUUUGAAAAAAUUAAUCAAAUUAUGUUUGUGUCCCUUUACCAGGAAAACAAUUACAUUAAUCAGAGAUGGCUUUUUCUUUUUUUUUGCUGCAGCUUUUCCAGUGCACUAAUCCAUGCUCCCUGCUUUGAAAUGGCCAAGUUUACAAGAUAUUUUUUGUACAUUACAUUACAUUCUAGUUAUACAGCAGUGGUUGAUCAGAAGUAUUGUUCUACUCCCUUUCUUAAUGUUGGUGAUUAUAUUCAGGAAGACAGCAACAGAUAAGGUGUUGACUGUGUGUUGUGUCCUGAGAAUGAUUGAAAGGGAAGGCUGCCAUACUAUACUGUAGCACCUCUUAUUAACUGAGAAUAUCAGUUAAUAAGGAAUACCCUUUGACCUAAGCAAGAGAAGUGUCUUGAUACCAGUGAAGAACUUGUAAUCCAAGGAAUUGGAUCUAACUAGGGUUGAAUCUGAUUGCCUACCAUUCCCUCAGGUGCUGUAUAACCCUUACAGGUUUAGUGUGCCUCCACGAUUAUAAUACCAUUUUUGACUGAUGCAGACAAAUAUUUCGGUGUAAAAAUGAAGAAUAAAAUAUAGCAGGACCUCAUCUGUCAGAAACAGUAUCACGAUUUUUCAAGCAAUGCAAGCAGAAAGUUGCAUGAAGUCUGUGUAGUGCUUGAUUCCUGGUAUUAAAAAAUUAUACCAUAGUUUUUUGAGCUGCUUUAUGGUGUACAUUGUUGGAAUUCUUUAAUAGUUUUUAUAUAUUUGAAUGCUUAUAUUGUGUGCAAACAUUUAAUAAUAAUUUAAUGAUUUUGUGUUGGUGUAGGAAAUCAAUUUUAAGAUUCUAAUGAAAUUCAACCACAUUUUAAUUAUUUGUUAAUUUAGUAAUAAGCAACAUGCUUUCAGACUUUCUCAUUAUAGGUUUGUUUUUAGUCUCUCUGUUAUGUGUUAAUUGAAACUGUGAUGACUUUAGUCAGAUUCUGAAGAUGUGUCUUUCUUAUUGUCACAUCAUAGAGCAUAUCGGUUUUAUUCUAGUCACAGCUCUGUAUGUAUACUUCUCUAACUGGUUUAAUUGUGUACUUACUAUAUUUCAUGGCAUUGAAGACACUGUUUUAAGUCUCGAAAAUUUACCCAGCAUCUUGGAGGCCAAAGGUUACAUUGUUCAUAGGCCUCAGCCUAAGCCUAGAGAAGUGUUUUGAUACUGAACCAAUGACUCAAGAAAUCGUAAUGACACGAUUGCAAAUAAACCAUACCCCCGGCCGGGAUUGAACCCGCGGUCAGAGUCUCAAAACUCCAGCCCGUCGCGUUAGCCACUAGACCAGCUAGCCACAAUAAGAUUCAUCCAACUAGGUAUAUUUCU